AUGUUCAAAAAGAAGAUUCUAGAACGCAGUUCCCUCAUUAGCGUGAUCGCUGGAAUUAACGACGAGAAAGAUUACAGAUCAGCCUACGAACGCCUCAGAAUGCUAUUCCAUGAUGAAGUCGUGGACCACCAACAUAAUGGAUACAAGAAACUUUAUUCAACUAUAAAUAAGAAAAUGACGCCUUACAAACUAGGAUGGCUCAAAGCGGAUAUUCCUGGUGACCGCAUAGUUGACCCCCCAGCAAAUUUUAAUGCAGAGGGUCAGUUAUCUCUGCAGCUGGUAUGGGUAGUUGUAAGAACGUUAUUGAUUGACAGGUGCAGACACUAUCAUCAGUGUCACAGUUACCGGUGUAUGAGAAAGCAGGUCAUGCGUCUCGCCGGACCAACCAAGAGCACAAUGGACAUCUUCCGUAGAAAAAUCAAGAAGCUCGUAGUGCCUGAGUUUUUGAAAAGAAUAUCCUUUCAAUACAAUAAGGCCCCAGCCAUAGCGAAGCCCGAGGUCCGUGUCAAGAGCGACGGCGGACUACCCAGGACCUCAGGGACCUCAAAAUCACGGAGUCAUGAGCAGAGGCAUCACGACUCACCAAAUAGUCGGGUGACUAGUAAAAAAGUCACUAACUAA
This is a messenger RNA of Cydia amplana, 621 nucleotides long. RefSeq lists its product as uncharacterized. The record is from RefSeq and is a predicted model, not a curated record. Bases 1 to 621 code for a protein of 206 amino acids. NCBI's taxonomy places the organism in Eukaryota, Metazoa, Arthropoda, Insecta, Lepidoptera, Tortricidae. The transcript is spliced from 8 exons.